CGGCGCGCACCAGACGCGCCGCAGCCUCCGCCCCGCGCGCACGAGCAUGCCGGCAGGCCCAUGGGCAAGAAGGGCAACAAGCGGAAGACGCGCUGGAGGGUGCUCCCCAUCUGCGAAGAUGGCGAGGAGGCGACGCGUCCGCGUGCCGGAGGCGGCGGCGGCGGCUCGUCGGGGAGCGGCCACAGCCCGUACCGUCCCCACGCGCCGCAGUCGCAGCCGCAGCCUCCGCCCCCGAGCCGUACCAUCUCCUUUAACGACGAUGAGUACACCAAGAUAACGACGCCGCGGCAGGAUGUGCUGUUCAAGAAGGGCUACUUGGGCCGUGCGAGGCCAGCCCCCGAGGUCGCCGAAGACGCCGCCGCCAAAGCGCAGAUUGGCGAAGAAGUAAUUCCAAAUGAGCGGUGCGGUUUGGUGAAUGUUCCUGAAGAGCAAUACGUGUACACGAACGGCUACGUGGACCAUGGGAACAUGUAUUACAUGAAUGGAGAUGGUUAUGAGCUGUGCAACUUCACAGUGCUGGUGGGACCCGCCCCAGCACCUGCGCCUGUGCUGGCUGCCAUUCCUUGUCAACCACUGCCACUGCAACCACUGGAAUGGUUCAAUCCACCCACUGCCUUUGUUCAUUGCCUGCCACAUAUGCACAGUUCCUCAGAGUCACAGAACUCUGGACCACAGAGCUCAGAAUCUCCUGGGAGUCCUGAGGAAUGUGAAGAAGUUAUAGCUUGUGAGGAAGAGCCAACUUUUUACCCACCCCAUCCUCCUGCAUAUGUCUACCCAGGCUAUAUGUUUGGGCCCCCUGUGUUCAGUAUGAAUGGUCUCACAAUUCAAGGAGGUCCUCCACAGCCUCCACCCACAGAAGUAAUUUCUGUGAAGCAUCACAAAAAAAAGCGCCGAAGGAGAAGACAUCAAGGAACUAUAGAUGAUGGUUCUGAAGGGUCUAGCUCAUAUGAGAAAGAAGCAGAGAAACCUUUAAGCCAACUUGGGCCUGAUGCAUCAAAAGACUGUGAAUUAGCUGUUGCAGCCCAAGUGGGAAGUACAAAUACAUCUGCCCUAGGUAUGGAGGUGGAAUUCAAUACCACAUCAGUAACUAACAACAUAGUUACUUCAGAAAAUAUACCCGAGCCAGCUACUCAAGCUUCAUGUAAAGAUGUACAAGCCAGUGAGGAUAUUGCAGGGAUAUCUGAAGAGCACCUCCUUGACAACAACAAAUCAGUCAAGAUGUACAGUUCACAGAAAUGCAGUUGUGUAGCUGAGAGUUCUUUGGAUGUGGAAACAAGUUUACGGACAGAAUCAUGCUACAAUGCUGUCAAGAAGGCUGAUGUACCCUUGUCAAAAAGUGAAAGUAGAGGUCACAAGAAACAUCUGUCAGAAUCAAAAGCGAAAAAGUUGAAACACGCUGAAAAGAAAGUGGUGUCAGAAGGUAGCGAUGUAUUAACUGCACAUGAGAAUACUGGGAGUAGACGAUCAAAGAAAGGAAAUAAGGGAAUCACACAAAAUGCAGCAGACUCUACUAAAAAAGGGUCUAUUUCAGCAGUUGAAAAAGGAGAUAAUGUCCCUUACAAUAGUAGCACUGUAUGUUUUGAAGAAAAUUCCAUCAAGAGAAUAGCUCAUGACAAUAGGUCUUGCAAAAGCUAUUCAAAGGAUGAACAUGCAGGACAUGAAGGACAAACUGAACCAAGAAGUGUAUUUGAAGAAGCUGGUGCUGACCAUAGCAUGCAAAAUGGUAUGCCAGAUGACCACGGCAUAUUGUCGCCUGUGAAACAGACAAUGCCUUCAGAACAUCCCACCAGUCAGGAAACUCUCACAAUAGUAGAUCAUGACUCUGAGUUGAACUGCAUUCCAGAUAUAAUAAAUAUGAAUGAAUCACAAUUAAAAGACACUGUUUCCAUAUGCAACAAUCAAGAUGCAUUUACAGUAUUGUCAUCUGACUAUUUUUCUGAUGAGUCAAGCAGAAUACAACACACACAAAAUGAUUCCAAAACAACAGCAUUAGAGUCAAAGGAGAGUGCAUCAAAGAAUUUCCUCAGUUCAACUGAUGACACUGAGUUACCUCAUGGGGAGACAAAUCAAAUAGUUAAUCUGAGCUGUUCUACCUUAAAUACUGCGGCUAUCUCUGAAUCUCUGAAAGAAACAGACACCCUACUGGCAGAGAAUGUCUCAGGAGGGCUACACUGUCCAAAUGACCAUGCAGGCCAUAGUGAACAUGAUGAAAGUAACAAAGAUAAAUUUGAAAGUGAAAUACAGAGCAGCCAAAGCACUGAAGAAAAUUUUGAACAAGGGCACAAAGAACUUCAGCUGAAACCUACUUCCACAUCAACUGAAAGUGAACAAAUUGUUACCAGUCAAAUAACACGCCAUGAUUCCAAUGACCAGGAAACUGAAGUAACUCCAAGCACUAGCUUAAUUCAGUAUGCAGAAAAUAUGUCAGCCAUUAUUGUAAAAGAGGCAUUAGAUGAAGUGCAGUUAAGGCACUUUAAGAACUUGAAAAUUAAAGAGGCUGUUGAAAAAUGGCUUCACUCACAAAAAGGAAAGGAAGUUAUAUGUCUUACAAGUGCUGCUUCAAGCUAUAUGUGUGGGAGUGAUGAAGAGAGUGAAAGUCCAGAAACAGAUGAAGAAUUAGCAAAACCUAUUUUAUCCGGUCCAAAAAACGUGCUACGCAACCCUUUGCUUGCAUCAUCUCUUAAUUUUUUGUACAUGGAUGAUGCAAGUAUAAGGGUUGCAAUAAAAUUUUGUGAAGGGUGUGUGUCUUUAGCUAAUUUAAUUCCUCAUAUGAAACUGCUCAAGUUUAAUUCCGAUAUGAAAUGUGAUAAUAAUACUGAAAAAAAUGUCUGCUCAAUAAUUAAGGUCCAUGGCCUUAACACUGACUGUGGAUUUACUCUUUCCCUGCAGGAUAAGGAGCCUUGUAGGAUAGUGAAAAAAUCACCUCAUAAACAUCACAUCCAUAACUCCAUUAUUAAUGAAUUUUGUAAAUCAUCAGACAAACAUCAUGAAAGUGAAGAAUAUGAAACUAAAGGUGCUUUAAGUGAAGUGGUAAAUAUGGAUAAUUCAUUAUCAGAGCAAAUAGAUACUUCUGAUAUGAUUGACUGCGAAGCUGAAUUUUACAUUUGGGAUUCUGAGCUAUUGAAAAAACAGUUGAACAGUCAAGUUGAAACUGAGCUUAAGCUGGAAUCAUCAGAUAAUGUAUCAUGCAUGUGUGACCCAUCAUUAUUUGUGGGGAAAUAUUACAGUCUGGGUCUUCCAGUGGAGAGAAAUAAUUAUGAUUCACAGACUGACACUGAAUCAGAAGAAGAAGUAAUGAUACAAAGUGAUUCAUCACAAAGCUGGUUGUCAGAAACAUCUAACAGCACUGUUAAUAUGGCAGAAGAUGAUGUCAAAAGUGAAGAAGCAAUAGACGUCAUAGCAGCAAUGAAUCAAAAUAUUGAUAUUUUCAAAUUCGGUUAUGCUAAUUUUUCAAAGCUGAAUUCAGAGAUUUCGUCUGCUGCACAUUCACAUCAGAAAGAUAUUAAUUUUGUAACAUCAUCAGGUGUAAAUAUAACAAAGGCAUCAAAUGGAUUACAUCAUGAAUCUGCUAUUUUAAUGAGGCACCUAAAGGACAAGGGACCGUUUCCAGUUGGAGGUAUCUGCUGCAUGAUACAGUAGACAUGUUCCCUUGAAGAUUUCUUUCACAAGUGUUUACAGCAAAGUUAUCGAAUAUUAUACAUCAGACAUAAUAAAUUGUUGUUUCUGUGUAUGCUUUACAUAACAAAAACAAAUGUGAAUGAGAUACUUUGAUGAGUUACAAACAUCAUCUCAGCAACAGCUGUGUUGUUCAAAGUGCAACAAGACUGAAAUUUCAACAAGUAUUUUUACUUAAAGCUGAGUGUUUUAUCCUGAACAUUUCUGUUUAAGCUCUUUCAAUCACACAUCCUGCAAUGAAUGAACAAUUUAAAAAUAAAAUGUGAAAAAUUUAUAAGCAUGUCACUUAAAGACAAAAUGUAUAGAAAUUGUUAAAACAUGAUUCAAACAAAUAUUGGGUGAAUGCUUUAUUUUUUUAGUGUUAUAUAUUUUGGAUGCCAAAUAUAUGAACUGUUGUUUUUUUGCAGGAGUAUGUUAUCAAAGAUUUUAAAUAUUAAGUAAUCUGUAUACAUUGCACUUAAAUAUUGUGAUAUUCUUCAUAAUAUGUGUUUGUGCCUUGCCUAAUUUUGUGACUGAUAAUUCAUAUGAAAGUCCUACUGAAAUAAACAGAUCCAUAACUGCUAUGUAUAUGGGGUAUUUCAAGCCUAUCACUUUCCUUUAGAAGAAUGCAGUUUUGGUGACUGGUUGUAUGUGUACAGUGACAAAAUUAUGAAAUUAUUUUAUUUUAUUUUUUGUCAUUGAUCAAAAUGAUGCAGUCUAUUAAACAGAGCUGUUAUUAAAUAUGUUUUCAUUGUUGUACUCUGUUAAUAAUAUGAGCAAAAUUAAGUUUUGAUACAUGCUGUUAUGUGUGAGAAUAUGCUCGAUCAUUUUUUUUUCUUUUUUUACUCUAUAUGGUUUAAGUAAAACAAAGAAACAAAUUUUUGUAUGUAAAUGAACAGGUACCACUGUAAAAUAAUCAGGUCAUUUGUUUAUUUGAAUUUCGAAAUCUUAAUUGGUGGGUGUGAUGUAGUUACUAGGUCAUCUUAGAUCUCAGUCAAAUAACAGUAACAGCAUACUCAAUAAAUAGAAUUAGCCAUAAUCAUAGACAUUCUCUUUGUAAUAAGUAUGAUCAGUGAUAUUCAUAAACAUUAUUUAUUUAGAAUGAUGAGUGAUGAGAGUUUUGUUACUGCACAAAAUUUGAUAAGCUUUUAAUGUUUUGUCGCUUGGGAUAAUUGCUUGUAGCUUCAGGCAUAUCUGCAUAUGUUUUGCUACAAUUUUGUACUUAAAAUGAUUGUGUGUAAAUUAAACCUAUUCAAUUCUGCUUAUCAUUGAUUUCAAGCAUCUGAGAUAAUAUAAAGUCAAAGGAAAUGUCUCCUUAA
Messenger RNA from Schistocerca nitens (vagrant locust), 4973 nucleotides. RefSeq lists its product as uncharacterized. NCBI's taxonomy places the organism in Eukaryota, Metazoa, Arthropoda, Insecta, Orthoptera, Acrididae. The record is from RefSeq and is a predicted model, not a curated record. The transcript is spliced from 9 exons. The coding region runs from base 61 to 3639 and encodes 1192 amino acids.